Cololabis saira (Pacific saury) is the source of this 1020-nucleotide messenger RNA. RefSeq names its product BLOC-1 related complex subunit 8 (gene borcs8). Gene Ontology annotation, cellular component: BORC complex. The transcript is spliced from 6 exons. Lineage: Eukaryota; Metazoa; Chordata; Actinopteri; Beloniformes; Belonidae. Bases 98 to 490 code for a protein of 130 amino acids. The record is from RefSeq and is a predicted model, not a curated record.
CUGUGGUGUGGCACAAAAAUACGGAAGAGGGUAGCGUCAGCUGACUGUAUUCAUUAUUCACUCAAACCCUGGCGUUGUUAACUCGACAGCCUCUAACAUGGAGGAUCAAGAGAUGCAGCUGAAAGUGCGGCGAGUGAGCGACAAGUUCACGGAGAGUAUGUACGUCCUGGCCAACGAGCCGUCGGUGGCUCUGUACAGGUUACAGGAGCAUGUGAGGAGGUCUCUGCCCGAGCUGGUGCAGCACAAGACAGAUAUGCAGAGCUGGGAAGAACAAAGUCAAGGAGCCAUCUAUAGUGUGGAGUAUGCAUGCAGUGCCGUGAAGAGCAUGGCAAACAGCGGUCUAUAUUUCAAAAACGUUGACAGCCUUCUCCGGCAAGCCAUCAGCAUGAAGGAACAGAUUAACAACUCUCAAGGGCGCAGCUUACAUGACGUGACCUCAUCUCCCAGCGCCCUUGUCUCAACUCCACAAGCCCCAUCCAUUUCCUCAUGAGCUGUGGUCAGAGGUGCUCAAGGAAAAGGACCGUGGACCCGGGGGUGUUGAAGGAGGGGGGAGAAAGUCACAGUCCUGGGAUGUAAUGCGACUUCAAGAGUCGAUGGUGUUGUCUCUACAGCGUCUUGCUUUUUCCACCUUUUGAUUGUGGCUGAAGUGGGGUCAUGAGGGUGACACCCCCCCUCACAAUGAAGCGGUGACCACGCCCACCCACCCACCAGAGUACAAGCCACUCAGUGGAACAAAGAGCACCAGCACCGCCAGGUUCAGCAUUAAAAACACUUAAGUCAUGGCUGCUCAAAGAAUGCAUUGUUCUCUCGGACUGGUUGGCUGGAUUAGAGGGAAAGCAGCAGUGCUGUUUUGCGCCUGCUGAUGAAAAUCCACUGCAACAACAACAUUUUGGGCCCUAGUUUUCAGAUUUUUACGAGGAGGUGGAUGUCUAAGAAGUUGAUAUGAUAUGCAUGUCAGAUCAAGUAAAGUGCUUCAACAGAAAAUGCUGCCAAGAAAAAUAAAAUGUCAUGAAAAUGUCA